AUGCGCCUUCUCAGGGUGUCAGACUUGAAGCUGGUUGAGUUCAUGUCUGAUAAUAUCCCUCCGUACGCCAUCCUGUCGCAUACCUGGGUCCAUGAUCAAGAGGUGAUCUUUGAGGACAUGCUCAGCGGCACUGCGGAAAACAAGCCAUGCUUUACCAAACUCAAAAAGACAGCAGAACAAGCUGUCACUGACGGCUUCGAAUACGUGUGGAUCGACAACUGCUGCAUCGAUAAAAGAAGCAGUGCGGAGCUGUCCGAAGCCUUGAAUUCUAUGUAUGCCUGGUAUCAAGCCGCCAGUAUAUGCUACGCCUAUUUAUCCGACGUACCAACAGAUGUUCGUAUUCAUGACAGAGAUUCUGAAUUCGCUCGGUGUAGAUGGUUUACUCGCGGGUUCACGCUCCAGGAGCUAUUGGCACCACGAGAAGUGGUCUUUUUUUCCUCCGAAUGGAAGGCCAUUGGAAGGAAGACAGAGCUAUACGAAGUACUAUCCACAAUCACGGGUAUCGGAAUCCAGUAUCUUUCCCAGGAGGUCCCGCUGUCCUCGGCGUCGAUCGCCAGCAGAAUGUCCUGGGCAGCAAAAAGAAAUACAUCUCGCCCGGAGGAUGUCGCAUAUUGCCUCCUGGGAAUAUUCAACAUACACAUGCCCCUGUUAUACGGUGAAGGGGAGCGAGCAUAUAUCCGGCUCCAAGAAGAGAUCAUGCGUCAGUCGGACGACCAUUCAAUCUUCGCAUGGCGGGAUUUAGAUGCUCUUCCGAAUACCCUCCAUGGUCUACUGGCCCGUUCACCAAGGCAUUUCAGCUUCUCAGGGAAGUUCAUUCCGUAUAGCAACUGGGAGUCUCUUCCUCCCUAUGGAAUGACGAAUCGUGGUCUGCAAAUUGCCCUAUUUCUCAAGAAAUGUUAUGGGGACGAAGACAACUACGUUGCAGCUAUAAAUUGCCCUGUACCACCAAGCUACAAGGACGGUACCUUCUUGGCCAUAUUCCUUAAAAAGCUGUCAUCCGGCGAUGAGCAGUAUGUGCGGUCAAAUAUAGGAAGUUUCGCACACAUUCAGGACAGUCGCGGAGAUCUAAAAGUAAUUUUCGUUCGACAAUCUUUGCAGAAUUCCUCCUUGUCAGCGGGAACCGGUGUCUAUCCGUACCAAGUGGCCCAGCUCCGAGAAGGCCCUCAGUCGUAUUACAAGCAAGUAAACAUUGCCUAUGAAGCUGUGAGAGCCAUUGCACCCGAAUCAGUGGUAUCAAGCCAAAAGAAUCUUCAGCACUUCAGAUCAACACUUGGCGACCCUGCCAGAACUCCAGAAUUUCUCCUUAAGGCUCAGAAGGCCCGCGAAGAUUGGUUACCCAAAUAUUUUCAUAAUGAGUUUCCGGUGCCUAAAGUGGCGAGCAAAUUAGCAGGCGCUAUCGUUUUCGAAAGUUCUACGGAAACACAGCGUGUCUGUGUAAUGAUUGGAUCCAUGAGAGGAUUCGAUGUCGGAUUUGACGCGAUCGAACUCUCACAGGACAUGCUGCUAACAGAACCACCGCAUCAGGCACUCGACAUGCUGCAGCAACGGUUCAAACCAAAACCUGAGCAUGAACUAAUUGUUUUGGAAAGGACCUGCUGUUACAUACAUGUUGGUCUCUACUUGCAUCGAGGGGUCAAGUACUACAUGGUGGACGUGACCGUGAUGGAUUCCGGAAAAGUCGACAAUCUCGAACCCACGAAUCCUAGUUUAAGUAGUGACUUUCAACGUUCCUCUUUUGUACCUCGGAUUCAAUACAACUGA
Molecule: messenger RNA, 1761 nt
Organism: Aspergillus tubingensis
Lineage: Eukaryota; Fungi; Ascomycota; Eurotiomycetes; Eurotiales; Aspergillaceae
Product: HET-domain-containing protein
Exons: 1
Coding region: 1-1761 (586 amino acids)
Source: RefSeq, a predicted model, not a curated record